AAAUAUUUUGUUUCGGACUUACUGUAUCGCAGGCGUAACACAACUAAGCAUGAAUUUGAAAUCCGGGAAGAGAUUUUUUUUUAAGGAUGCAUUUUUAAUCUGCCACUAUUCUUUAGCUUUAGAUUUUCUUAUAGAUCUGUUGCGUCCAGAUGGGAAGUCGGUGUGGGGCUGCAGGAUGAGAAGUGGCCGUGAUCGCCAUGACUCUGAGAUCCAAACAAUUUCCACAACCGGGUUUCAAACGUAAGGCUGACACGGAAGACUUCGGAGUCAACAGCGUGGGUCCUGUGAGCGUCAAGAACGAGCCCUGUGACUUUGCUAUAGAUGUUCAGAACGUGCAACGACGGGAAAUCCCAAGCAGAUCCAAGGACUUAGAUCAGAGUUUCAUGACAAGCAAAGUUACCCUAGCCGCCACAGCUCCAGAAACGGUUCAGGGAGACAAACCUCUGGGGAUAACGUCCCCUGUCAGACCAAUGGGGGGUGAGGGAACCCCGGUGAAAGGUAAACCCCUCUCUGUUGACAACAUGGAUAAUCCUCAGAUGGCAGUGAACAAUAAUCCAAAGGAUGCCGGUGCUGAGGAUAGCACAAAAGGGGUUGUUCCUGGAGUUCUGGGCACCGCUUCUAUUGAACUGUCCUCCGAAGGAAAGUGGAGGAACAUCAGGAAGACCCCUGCAAGUCCGCAUGCACAGGCUAACUGCCUCCGACAGAUUCUCCUCCUGCAGCUGGACCUCAUCGAACAGCAGCAGCAACAGCUACAAUCCAAGGACAAGGAGAUCGAUGAUCUCAAGGCAGAUAAAGAGACGUUGCUUGCACGCAUUGAGCGCAUGGAGCGUCGUCUCCAGCUCACAAGGAAGGACAUGCCGCGUGAUAAGCGCCUUUUCCAGCCCCUGGAGCCGUGGACCCCUGACAAAGAGGACAUGUGGGAUCUGGACAUAGAAGAGAGUCCACAGCCCAACGCGGCCAUUCCCCUCCCGUUCAGCCGGGGAGGCAAAGGUCAAAAAAGGAAAACUUGCUUCGGAGAUGCAAAGGUUCAGAAAUCCCGGGGUAAAAGUGCAAAGCUCAGCCCCCAAAAGUCUGAGACGGAGCCCGGCUCUCCCAACCAAAGAGAGCUGCGCAGUAAGGAAACACCAGAGAAGUCUGUCCCGGCCAGGUCCGGCACAGAAAGGGACGCUUUGCUCCCCUGCAAAGAGGAGCCCGAGCUGAGCUGCCAGAUGGAGGAUCUGCCCUUCAUGUCGACCACAGAGAUGUAUCUGUGUUGCUGGAACCAACCUCCUCUGUCCCCUCUGCGUGAGACUUCCCCUAAAAAGGAGGAAGAGGUGGCCAGUGAGUGGACUCCUCAUGUAGUUCAUGAUAUGCUGAUUGUUUUUCCCUCUUGGAGGGAAAACCACAUAGAGCCUUUGGAGGAGGAUGCCUCUAAUAUCCCAGAGCCGCUGGAUGACUGCACGUUUCUGAAACGCCACGCGAAGCUGGAGCUGGAUGAGAAGAGGAGGAAAAGAUGGGACAUCCAGCGAAUCAGAGAGCAGCGCGUGUUCCAGCGUCUGCAGCAGCGCAUGAACAGGAAGAAGACCGUCCAGGAGACCGAGCCGGAGCUGUCGUCCUUCUACCCCGAAACUGAAGAUGUUGAAGCUAUAGUGAUCACUCCGUUCUUGCCUGUGGUUGCAUUUGGUCGCCCGCUGCCCAAACUCUCCCAGCAGAACUUCGAGCUGCCCUGGCUGGACGAGCGAAGCCGAUGUCGCAUCGAGGUGCCCAAGAAACACACGCCUCACCGAACCUGUCGGAAGUGAACGCCGGAACGCGACAGCAGCAGAGCGGCUCCAUGACUGAAUUUUAAAAUGGCCCACAGUUCAGGGCGGGGAAGUCAGUUCAUCGGUGUGUGCAACUUGCAGUUGUUUUCAGUUUGUGAGGCAUGAAACCACAGACUGGUUUCUCUCCUGCUAGAAAACUGGGGGGAAAAAAAAGAAAUGAGGCAAGAUUACAGUCAACACGAUUGCGACUGUUCAUCCAAGAGUUCAGAGCACGUUUUUUUGCUCAAGCUGUGCCAUUAGAAAUCAGUUUUUAUCACUCAAAGAUGGCGUUUCAAUCAGUCUUAAUGCAUUUUUGUUCUGGCAGAAUGAGAUGCCUCAUCUUCAGCUUGUUUGAGCGCAAAGAGGGGCUUAAACUCGGCAUAACAAGCAAUACAGCCACAUAAUUCUCGCUGUGAGUAGCUUUUCUCCAUGCCCAAGUGGGAAGGAAAAUAAAAAAUCAAAAUU
Molecule: messenger RNA, 2246 nt
Organism: Gambusia affinis (western mosquitofish)
Lineage: Eukaryota; Metazoa; Chordata; Actinopteri; Cyprinodontiformes; Poeciliidae
Gene: msl1b
Product: MSL complex subunit 1b
Exons: 9
Coding region: 198-1781 (527 amino acids)
Cellular component (GO): MSL complex
Source: RefSeq, a predicted model, not a curated record